UGUUUUUGAAAUUUAUUACAAAAAUAUCAAUAUUAUGACAGUGAACUUUCCACAACGUUUUCGAAAUGCUAGUGGCCAAGUCGACAACGCUCAAUGACCUGGUCAGCGACACAACGCUGAAGUCCAAGGCAGCUUCCUUCCUAGAAGCGCCCCAUCUCGCGCAACCCCACGAGGACUUUACCGACGGCAUCCCGUACCUCUAUGUUGGCCAAGGAGAAUUGGCCUAUUCGUAUCAUAGCCAUCCCCUCGCGCUGGUGUCCGACGACGCCACGACGUGCUGUAUCGUAAUGCUGCACGACUCGGCGCGCUUUUGUCUCGCGCACGUGGACUCGUCAAAGCAAGUUCGGUUCCUCUUUGACCACUGGAAAUCGACUCGGGCGGUGGACGACUCUUCGACCACGAAAGUUCACGUCGUUGGUGGCUACGAGGACGAGAACGGCACGGGGCAUGCCAUCGUGGAGUCGAUUUUGUCGGCCAUGCAAGUUGGACCCCGUCCAUUUCAAGUGGAGCUGUGGGUGACUGGCCCGCUCAACACGCUUCCACCGAACGCAUCGUCUGCGUUCGCACUUCCACGAGCCCGAGGUGCCCUGUGCAUUGGAUCUGCCGCUGGUUGUGCUGCUUCCAGCGUGGACUUCGCUCCCAACACAUACCGCGGUCCGUUGUUCAACCAACGCAUGGCGUGCACUCCUUCCACUCCUCUGCAUCUGUUGAAGACGUGUCCUGCCUUGGAAUGUACGUUGGGACCGUACACGCGCCUUAGCUUGACAUUGCAACCGUCAGAUGAGCCUAAGUUCCAAACGUGGAUCGAUGACGCAUCGGACGAGGAAUUCUUGAGCCGGUGGUCCACGUCACCAUAUGCCGAAGGGCCCAAGUUCGUGGCUGAUGUGAAGGCGCGAUUUCAAUUUUGCAUCGACCAGGUGGGCCGCCACCACCAGCACACGGUGCUCCAUCGCACGCAACGGUACCAGUACGACUGUGAAACCCACGAGUGGGUUGGAGUACUGUAGUAGUAGCACAGUCGCCGGCGACUGCAUCUUGAAACCUGCUAUUCAAGGUUCGGAGAGUCAGCAAAACUGGGCUAGAGUCAUACUUAGAGAUGUACACAAGUGUUUGUGCUCUUGGGAAUAUACUAAGUAGUACUUAGUACUCAGUAUAUACUGAAGUACUAUUAAUAGUACAGUACGUUCAAA
Aphanomyces astaci is the source of this 1190-nucleotide messenger RNA. RefSeq lists its product as hypothetical. Gene Ontology annotation, biological process: ubiquitin-dependent protein catabolic process. Lineage: Eukaryota; Oomycota; Saprolegniomycetes; Saprolegniales; Verrucalvaceae. The record is from RefSeq and is a predicted model, not a curated record. Bases 66 to 1007 code for a protein of 313 amino acids. The transcript has a single exon. Gene Ontology annotation, molecular function: protein-N-terminal asparagine amidohydrolase activity. Gene Ontology annotation, cellular component: nucleus.